This is a messenger RNA of Phalacrocorax carbo (great cormorant), 1684 nucleotides long. The record is from RefSeq and is a predicted model, not a curated record. NCBI's taxonomy places the organism in Eukaryota, Metazoa, Chordata, Aves, Suliformes, Phalacrocoracidae.
AUGGCCAGCCUCCCCGUCUCUUUUCCCAGAUCAGAGCCAGCUGCAAAUCAUUGGGACUUUGAGCUGUCAAAGGAUGCUCAAUGCCAGACGGGCUGCGGAGCUCAGGCAUUACAUGCUGAGGAUGAGCACUUUGAUAUAGUCUUUAUUGAUGCUGAUCAAAGGAACGCUGUUAACUACUACAGCUUUGUCAUGGAUAACCACUUGCUUAGAACGGAUGGAGUGAUCUGUGUAGAGAAUACGCUCAUGAAAGGACAAGUCUACCUGGAGAACAUAUCUGAUGAAAAUGUGCUAGCUGUCAGAAAAUUAAAUACAGUGAUUAAUUCAGAUCCUCGUGUUGAGCAGAUAAUUUUACCUGUGCAAAGUGGAUUGAGCAUCAUUCGAAGGAGCCCUGCACCUCCAGAUGCAGUGAUUGAAUCCAAGAAAGAAGUGGUGAGGGAUGACGUCUUCUGGGGUUAUAACAAGCGCCGCAUCCUUGACCGGCUGCGUUUGGAUGGCAAGGUGGCCUACGUCACAGGCGGAGGGCAGGGAAUUGGAAGAGCCUUUGCUCAUGCGUUGGGGGAAGCUGGUGCUAAAGUAGCCAUUGUGGAUCUGGUCCUUGCAAAGGCAGAAGCAGUGGUGCGUGAGCUUAGCCUCAAAGGGAUUAAAAGCAUUGCCAUCGCAGCAGAUAUAAGCAAACCCGAGGAUGUGCAAAGGAUGGUGGAUACAAUUGUAGCUCGCUGGGGCACGGUUCACAUCGCAUGCAACAAUGCGGGGAUCAAUAUGAACUCUGCAAGCGAAGAUACUUCCCUGGAGGAAUGGGACAAAACUUUUAAUAUUAAUUUACGAGGAUUAUUUUUGUGCUGCCAAGCUGCAGGCCGCAUUAUGCUGAAUCAAGGAUAUGGGAAGAUAAUUAACACAGCAUCUAUGGCAAGUUUAAUAGUCCCGCACCCGCAGAAGCAGUUGGCAUACAACACCUCGAAAGCUGGGGUCGUAAAAUUAACGCAGACACUAGGAACCGAGUGGAUUGACAGAGGAGUAAAAGUCAACUGCAUUUCCCCGGGCAUCGUGGACACGCCGCUCAUCCGCUCCAAGGACCUGCAGCCGCUGGUGCGGCGCUGGCUGGUGGACAUCCCCGCCGGGAGGCUGGCUCAGGCGACCGACCUGCAGGCUGCCGUUGUCUAUUUGGCCUCCGAAGCCUCGGACUACAUGACGGGCCAUAAUCUGGUCAUCGAGGGUGGCCAGAGCCUGUGGUGAGGGGCAUCCUCCAGCAUCCCCUCUCAGGGGCAUAGCUCGCCUUGGAAAGUGCGUAUUAGACUUUAGCUUAGUCCCAGUUUUGGCCUGCGCGGCUAAGCGGCCAGCUGAUACGGAAUGAUUGUUUUGUUUCGAGUGUUGCUUUGGAGACUCAUAUAAUGCAAAAAAAAUAUAAAUUGAUCCUUCAUUUUCAACAUUUUCAUGUUUUCCACUAUGCAUUCAGAUUACCGUUAAAUUAGUGUUUAAUGAUAUAAAGGCACAUUUACUGCAGUGAGAUUUGACUAUUAUUUAGUUUAACAGGGGGCAUUUUUAAAGCAAUCAAUAUUAGCUGGUCUGUGUAGUAUGUUGUUCUUAGGUGAUUUUUUGUAUUCAAGUUAUUCCAGUGACAUCUGUGAGAAGUGAAAAACAGUUGGAUGUAGUGUUAAAAAAAAUAAAUUAGUUCAUUGCAUUUGAA